Bufo bufo (common toad) is the source of this 1952-nucleotide messenger RNA. Its product is annotated as zinc finger protein OZF-like. The record is from RefSeq and is a predicted model, not a curated record. The transcript is spliced from 4 exons. Gene Ontology annotation, molecular function: RNA polymerase II cis-regulatory region sequence-specific DNA binding; DNA-binding transcription factor activity. Bases 185 to 1486 code for a protein of 433 amino acids. Gene Ontology annotation, biological process: regulation of transcription by RNA polymerase II. NCBI's taxonomy places the organism in Eukaryota, Metazoa, Chordata, Amphibia, Anura, Bufonidae.
CAGAAGAAUAUUAGACUUCACCUUGGAGAUCAUCUCCCUGCUGAGCGGAGAGGAUUACACCAUAGUGAAGAAGAAAUCGGUGGUGACUCCCAUCAUCCAUGAGUCAGGAGGGUGGAGCAGGACCCCCAUCACAGAGCCUCCCCCCCUGAUACAUGAGCAGAAGAUCCUAGAGCUCACCCACAAGAUGAUGGAGCUGCUGACUGGAGAGGUUCCUGUAAGGUGUCAGGAUGUGGCGGUCUAUUUCUCCAUGGAGGAGUGGGAGUAUGUAGAAGGACACCAGGAUCUGUACAAGGAGGCCAUGAUGGAGGCUCCCCAGCCUCUGACAUCACCAGAAAAUCCCAGUAAGAACUCUGAGGGAAACUUCAUCUUAUCGCUAAAUUAUGAAGGAGAAGAUGAAGAUAUCGGGCAUGGCUCUUCAGGAGAAAACCUCAUUACCUGUAAUGUCCAUCCAGGACUUCACAGAACAGAUCUGUCAUAUAAUGCUCCUAAUCAUAAGGAACCUUCUCAUGACCAAUCACAGAUUGCUAUCACAAGUACCGGCCCAGAAGAAGUUACAAGUUUUCAGUGUGAGGAAUGUGGAAAAAAGUUCAAAAACAUCUCAGCUCUAAAUGGACACAAAAGAAUUCACGCAGUAGAGACGUCGUAUUCAUGUUCAGAAUGCGGCAAAUGUUUUACAAAAAAGUCAAUACUUGUUAGACAUCAGAGAAUUCACACAGAGAAAAUAUUUUCAUGUUCAGAAUGCGAAAAAUGUUUUCCAAAAAAGUCACUACUUGCUAAACAUCAGACAGUUCACACAGGAGAGAAGUCGUAUUCAUGUUCAGAAUGUAGGAUAUGUUUUACAGAUGAACCAAAUUUUGUUAGACAUCAGAGAAGUCACACAAAAGAGAGACCAUAUUCAUGUUCAGAAUGCGGCAAAUGUUUUACACAAAAGAUAUAUCUUGUUACACAUCAGAGAAUUCACACAGGGGAGAAACCAGUUUCACUUUCCGAAGGUGGGAAUUGUUUUAUAAAUAAAUCAGAUCUUGCUGAACAUCAUAAAUCUCACACAGGAGAGAAGCUAUAUGUAUGUUCAGAGUGUGGGAAAGGUUUUACACAAAAGUCAUAUCUUGUUUCUCAUGAGAAAUAUCACACAGGGGAGAAGCCAUUUUUAUGUUCAGAAUGUGGCAAAUGUUUUAUCACUAAAGAAAACCUCAAGAUUCACCAGGGAAGUCACACAGGAGAGAAACCGUAUUCAUGUUCAGAAUGUGGAAAGUGUUUUAUCAGAGAAGCACAUGUUGUUUCACAUCAGAGAAUUCACAAAGGAGAGAAACCGUAUUCAUGUACUGAAUGUGGGAUACGUUUUACUACUGAAGAGAACCUCAAAGUUCAUCAGAAAAUGCACACAGAAGAAAAAACAUUUAUAUGCUCCAAAUGUGGUGACUGUUUUACACAAAAGUGUAGUCUUGUUGCACAUGAGAAAGUUCACACAGGAGAGACGACAUUUUGAUUUUCUUCAUGUGAAAAAGAAAAUCAGAAUUUGAAACUCAUCAGAGAAUUCACACAUAGAAGAAACGAAAUUCUUGUUUGGAAUGUGGGAAGUGUUUACAUGCAUUAAACAGCCUAUAUGAGAGUAUAUUUUUCUGUGGAAUUACCCUGGGUCUGCCAAAGAGCCAAAUUAUAUUUCCUGAGGUCAACAGUGACCAGGAUCCAUGGAGGAAAAGUAUUGUGGAUAUGAGGAAAAAGAAGAAGAGCGUUGUUUACUGUCAGAGCUGUGAAGAUGAUUGUCCCCAUGGACCUUGCUUCUUACCGUAUUCAUACCUCCGCCAGCACUGCAGGAGAAUCCAGGGGGACACAGUGAGAAACGGAAGGACACCUCCUGUAGACUUUUAUGUAACCUAUGUGGACAUAUGGAAUGGGUAUUUGCUCUUCAUUAAUACAAUAUAUCAAGAUAAAGGUGAUGGGGAAAUAACUAA